Molecule: messenger RNA, 967 nt
Organism: Paramormyrops kingsleyae
Lineage: Eukaryota; Metazoa; Chordata; Actinopteri; Osteoglossiformes; Mormyridae
Source: RefSeq, a predicted model, not a curated record
AUGGACAUGCACAACAUCAGAAAAUUGUGGUGCUUAGUACUUCUGAGGAACUUCCCUAUGCUGUAUGUAUUCAUUUGGACACUACGUGAUGUGUGCCAGCUAUGGCUCUGGAUGCUUGUUUGGGUUUUUACUGUAAAAUGAUAGGUCACAGGAAAGUAGAGAGAGACAGGAAGAAAAGGAGAGCUGAAAGACAAAAGGAAACAGAUGAAGAACCAGCCCUAAAGAAGACUGCCAGCAUGGUACUCAGUAGUGAUGAAUCUGAUUGGGCUGAUGAGGCACCAAUCAGUUUCACUUCAGAUCUCUACAUUCAGAGGCUGGAAGAACAAGCCCAUGAAGUCCAACAAAAGCGGAAGCAAGACUGUUCUGUGCUUACUGGAUACAUUACUAAGAACUAUAAUGUACGACAACACCUUGAAGCCAUCUGCACAGGAAAGUUGGAGUCUCCAUGGGAAACAGAAAAAGCCCAAAAGCCGAUGGUUCAUUUUGAGGAUGAUGAGCAGAUGGAUGAAGUCUUUGCAUUUCUGUCUGGCAUUGUGAAGAAUACGGCUGAAGCCAGGCAACUCACGGAUGAGAUUUCCUUCAUCCUGGAUGUGCUUCUACCAGAAGCAACAAUACACGCUCUUGCAGGGGUACACUCCCUGUCUGAAGAAGCAGCAAGGCAGAUGUAUCUGCGUGGACCACAGUAUGAAUGGAGUGAAAGAAAUGAUUUGACAACCAGGUUAUCAGGAGUUUAAGAGGAACCUGAGGAGACACUGCUGUUUACUCUGUUUGAUUUUUCUUCAAGGAUUUGUAAAUAAUGUAAAUAAAAUAAACCAUUUCCCCCAUAUUUAUCUGGGUUGGUUGUUUCUGAUGUGAAUUUAAUGGUGUUUGUUGGAGAGUAAAAUAACAUUUCGCACACCUGUAACAUGUAACAAAUUUGUAUGUCUUAAUUCAACUUUAAACACUACCAAACUUUUAAAUAACAAUA